AAAGAAAAUAUGAUUUUCCUUCCAUGAUCGUGUUUCAGAAAAUAUGAUUGAGUUGAGUUUCCUUUCAUGGUCAUGAGUAACAUGUCCUCUCUUUUAGUUUUGACAAUGAAUUAUUUCCACACUUCUCAACCACAUUAGGAGCUACAAGCAAUCAAAUAUCAAGGAGAAAACCAACCAGUAAGUUGCCAUUUGGGUUGAGGAAAUUAUAAUGGGAAUAGGAGUGGAAAUAUGUAUAGGAUAAACACUCCUUUUUUUUUUCUUUUUUCCCAACUCUCCUCUCGAAGAUUAAGAAAGAAAAAGGCCUUUACCCGAUAUUUACCGAAAAAGCCAAAACCACGGAUUUUUUUUCAAGUAAAUCUCGUGGUUGAUGUCCCGAGAAAAUUUAAUUUUUACCAUUUCUCUUCAAAAACCCUAAAUACCUUCCCUGCUUACUAUUCUCUCAUUUCUACGUCUCCCACUUUUACCGGCGGCCGCAUGACCUCUCCGACUCGCCCCGCCCAUUUUCCUUCAUAGCUUUAUCCUCUUCUUCUCAACAAGGAACCAACAGGUCAGUCUUCCUUCUCCUCGCAGUUCCUACUGUCAUGUAUAACUUGUUUCGUAGAAUCAUUCUACUUAGAUCUCCAUCGUCAGUCUGUACUCACGGAUUUUCCGAAAGUCCGUUGAAGUCUCUCAGAUUCUUAUCGACCUCUUCUGAGAUUGUAUCAUCUCCGAAAUCUGCUUCGUUGGCUUCUAAUGUUGUUCAGCUCAAGAACAAUCGGAAGACUGUAAUUGCGUUUUUUGAGAAUCAUGGAUUCUCUGAAUCACAAAUUUCUGAUCUUGUUAAGAAGGUCCCUCUAAUUCUUUCUGCGAACACCGAGACCCUAUUUCCUGUAUUGUUGUUUUUUAAAUCUAAAGGUCUUUCUUCCCCAGAGAUAACCAAAUUCGUAUGUUCUGCUCCUCAAGUUUUAAAACGAAGUUUAAACCAAGAAAUUAUUCCAGUCUUUGAUUACAUUCAAGCCGUGCUUGGAACAGUCGAGAAGACUGUCGCUACCAUAAAACGCUUUGCGGGUAUUCUCGGUUGGAAUCUUCGAAUUUCAGUUGGUCCCAAUAUUGAAAUUCUGAGACAAUUUGGAGUGCCGGAUUCAAAUAUUUCAUUUUAUCUUCAGCGGCAGCCUAAAAUGUUCUCGAUAAGUUCCAUCCAAUUCAAGGAGGUUGUAGAGAGAGUUAUGGAAAUGGGAUUCAACCCUCAACAAUUGCAGUUUGUUGUUGCUGUUUUUGCUCUUCGAUCAAUGACCAAAUCUUCAUGGGAUAAGAAGGUUGAAGUUUAUAGGAAAUGGGGAUUGUCUGAAGAAGAGUUCAGUUUAGCUUUUAGAAGGCAUCCAUUGUGUAUGACGUUUUCUGAGGAUAAGAUUAAUGGUGUAAUGGAUUUUUUUGUCAACGAAAUUGGAUGGGAAUCAUCUUUCGUUGCUAGAAGACCAGUUUUAAUUUCACUUAGUUUGAAGAAGAGGCUAUUUCCUAGAGGCUAUGUUUAUCAAGUUUUGCUGUCAAAGGGUUUGAUUAAAAAACACAAGAAACUUUAUUUGUUGUUUGAGUAUCCCGAAAUCCGUUUCAUAGAAAAAUUCAUCAACCCUCACAAGGAGCAGAUUCCUGGAUUGUUGGAGUUGUAUAAACAGAAAUUAAUGGAUUCUAGAAGAUGAACAGGUUUCAUCUCCUUGAAAUUCAUCCUUAGUUUGCA
Messenger RNA from Cucumis melo (muskmelon), 1714 nucleotides. RefSeq lists its product as uncharacterized. Bases 582 to 1676 code for a protein of 364 amino acids. The record is from RefSeq and is a predicted model, not a curated record. Gene Ontology annotation, biological process: regulation of DNA-templated transcription; chloroplast organization. NCBI's taxonomy places the organism in Eukaryota, Viridiplantae, Streptophyta, Magnoliopsida, Cucurbitales, Cucurbitaceae. Gene Ontology annotation, cellular component: chloroplast. The transcript has a single exon. Gene Ontology annotation, molecular function: double-stranded DNA binding.